AUGCGUCGAUUUCUACAUGUCUUCAGUGCCCAUCAUUCUAGAUGUGUUUCUUAUGCUGCAAGCAUAUUUAAUUACAAGGCAAUAUCGGAUGAAUUGAUUCCUUUUCCUUCUCACAAACUGGAAAAUGAUGAGAUGGAGAAUACUCAAACACUCAUUGAACAGAUUCGCAGCAACGAUAAGGAGUUAAGUACUGCAGGUGCUCGGAUAGCUGUUGAAUAUGGGGGGCUUGGACUUGGACACACAGCUCACGCUUUGGUUUGCGAGGAAUUAGGGACAUGUGGGAAUAGGAAGCUUUUAUCAGCUAUCCAACAUUGUACUAUGGCUUCGUACUUGCUUUCUACAUUUAGCUCGUCCAAAUUAAAAGGAAAAUAUCUCACAUCUAUGUCUGAUGGAACUGCUAUGAUGGGUUGGGCUGUUAAGGAGGAAUUUGGUACCGAUUUAAGUAUGAACACUACCACAGCCACCUUUGAAAAGGGCGUAUAUCGAAUUAAGGGUGAAAAGAUAUGUCACUAUGGAGAGAACGCGACUCAUUUUCUAGUCAUGGCGAAGACUAUGACGCAGGUUUCUACAGAGGGUGGCCCAAAGGAAUUAUCUCGGAAUUCUUUUUUUGUAGUCAAGAACAAUAAUAAUCAUGAGUAUGUCCGGAUGAAUAAAAACCAUGUAACAUUUGACAGCGCUCCUGCUGAGGAUGUCAUUGGCGUGGUGGGUGAAGCCUUCAGGAAUUCAAUGAUUACCCUUUUCACAGAAGAGUACGCGUAUGCUGCCGCUUUGUUAGGUACUCUAAAACGAGUUGUGCAAGAGCUACGGUCCAUGGUACCAGAUCGCUGGGCAACAACAACCGUUGCUUCUUGUGCAUGCUCUAUUUACGCUAUGGAGUCAGCUCUGUAUGCUCUUACUGCCUGUUUAGACAUACAGACAGAGGAUAGUUUGCUGGAGGCAGCACUUGUGAAUGCAUUUGUGCAGACAACAACAAACGAAUGGCUGACACUUCUUUCAACUGCAACUCCCACGACAGAAGCCCUGGAGAAAUGCUUCGUAUGCGCCAGAACUCUUUUAGAGAUGAUGGAGUCUAGUGAUUUUCUUUAUUCCACAGCGGUGUGCUAUGGUGUUGAAGACUUUGGAUUAAAUUUUCAGCGUACAACAACCUUGCAACUAAUGCAGGCACGUCUGUUACGCACUUUUAACUUAUAUGAACGUCUUCCUCUCAAAGAAAUUGAUUGUACACCAAUCGAGAAAGCCAUUGUGAAUUUUGGAAACGCCGUAGAAAGUGCUUUUGUUCGUAACACCACUCGACUUUCGUACCAGCAAUUGCUUAUUAAUCGUCUAGGAGAGGCAGCGGGGCUUAUUUAUAUUGCUACAGCUGUCGCUUCACGUGCUUCCAUGAGCAUCAAUAAGCGCAUCAAAACAGCUCAUACAGAAAAACAGCUCGCAGAAGCGUUCAUUAUUUCUGCAAUGGAGCGUGUGAAUAUCCUUUCCAGCGAGUGCUGUAACACAGGGCUUACAGCGGAUGAUUCGUACAUGCGCAUCGCAUUAGAAUUGUGCGAAGACGCACUUCAAUAA
Molecule: messenger RNA, 1560 nt
Organism: Phytomonas sp. Hart1
Lineage: Eukaryota; Euglenozoa; Kinetoplastea; Trypanosomatida; Trypanosomatidae
Source: the annotation of a GenBank genome assembly